CUGCUGAAGAGACAAGCGGCGGCGGCGGCCCCAGUGGGAGGGGGAAAGCCGAGUGGGCGCCGCCCGGCCGCUUCUGCGCUCUCUCGCCGGCGGGCGGGAUAAAUGCGGGAUUCGGGGCGGCCGCUCGGCUUAGUCGCUGAGCUGAGCGGGAGGAGCAGCAGAGAGGAAGCUCAGCCGCCGCCGCCGCCGCUCUUAUUCCCCCGGAGAGGCGCUUCUCCAGAGAGAUUGUUUUGGGUUAGGAAUCAUGAACGGGCGUCUUCCUCUCCUCUUUGCUGCCUUGAUUUCUGCGUGCCUUUGCUUCCCACCAAGUCCUCUGUCUCUUGAGGAACUGGGCUCAGACAUUGGGAUCCAAGUUUUCAAUCAGCUGGUCAAAAGCAGGCCGAAGGAGAAUGUUGUGGUUUCCCCGCAUGGAAUUGCAUCCGUACUUGGAAUGCUUCAACUUGGAGCCGAUGGCAAGACAAAGAAACAGCUAACAACCGUGAUGAGAUACAGCGUAAAUGGAGUUGGCAAAGUACUGAAGAAGAUAAACAAAGCCAUAGUCUCAAAGAAGAAUAAAGAUCUUGUCUCAAUUGCAAAUGCUGUCUUUGCAAAAAGUGGCUUGAAACUGGAAGUGCCUUUUGUUUCAAGAAACAAUGAAGUCUUUCAGUGCAAUGUUAAGAGUGUGAACUUUGAGGACCAGAACACUGCAUCUGAUACUAUCAACCAGUGGGUCAGAAAUGAGACCAAGGGUAUGAUAGACGGCAUCGUAUCUCCGGAUUCUCUUGAUAGUGAGCUGACCAGAUUGGUGCUGGUAAAUGCAGUGUACUUUAAGGGACUAUGGAAAUCACGUUUCCAGCCAGAAAACACAAAAAAGCGAACAUUUAACGGAGCUGAUGGAAAGACUUACCAAGUGCCUAUGCUGGCUCAGUUGUCAGUGUUCCGAUGUGGCACAACAAGUACUCCUAAUGACUUGUGGUACAAUAUCAUUGAAUUGCCAUACCAUGGUGAAAGUAUCAGUAUGCUGAUUGCUCUGCCCACGGAAAGCACAACUCCUUUGUCUGCUAUUAUUCCUCACAUUAGCACGAAAACGAUACAGAGCUGGAUGACGACUAUGGUGCAGAAGAGAGUGCAGGUUAUUUUACCCAAGUUUACUGCAGAGGCAGAAACAGACUUAAAGGAACCUUUACAGGAGCUUGGCAUUCGAGAUAUGUUUGAUCAGUCAAAGGCAAAUUUUGCAAAAAUAACAAGAACAGGAAACAUUCAUGUAUCUCAGAUCUUGCAAAAAGCAAAGAUUGAAGUGAGCGAAGAUGGAACCAAAGCAUCUGCAGCAACAACUGCAAUUUUAAUAGCCAGGUCAUCCCCACCUUGGUUUGUGGUAGACAGGCCAUUUGUAUUCUUCAUACGACACAAUCCUACAGGUGCAGUUUUGUUCAUGGGACAAGUCAACAAACCUUGAAUGUGGGAGAUUUUCCUUCUGAAGCAAAUUUUAAAAUGAAUGCCCUUCUUCCGUUGAAUAUUUUUGUACAUUAUUAUUUGGCUAUGAACUAGCAUUUAAGUGUGGUUGGUCCAACUAGGUUUUGAAAAGGAGUUUUAAGUAGCUGGGGAGUGUUGUGGAAAAACAGAAUGCCUUUUCAAAACAAGAUUCUUAAAACUACUGAUUAGUUCCCUGUGCUAAUAACUUUUGAAAUUUGGGGUGGGGGUGGGGUAUUGAGUAUUUUGUAUUGUGAUUUUAAGUCUUAACCAGGUUUGGAACUAAAGGAGCAACUUUGAUUUCUGUUUGGUUUGUACAUAAAUGCCCUCCUGCUACUAUUGCCAUCCACCGAGUGGUUUGAUGAGGCAUUGCCGUAAGAAUUUCAAAGCUUUAGCCAUUUUUAUUUUAUAUUGUGCAUGCACUGCUGAGACUUAAAACAACUAAUGUCCCAGUUAACGCCUUUGCAUUGGUGUAAUGUUAAACUUGUCAUUGCUAGUAUACACUUUCUAUGGAUUUAAAUUUUAUAUUUUUUUGUACAAAGGGAAAAAAAAUAAAGUCAUUAUGAACAGAUGAAAGCAGUGUAGUAUCAAAGUGAUGUUGGCAGAGAUGAUUCGUGAGUUGGAUGUAAAAGGUCGGCUGCCAAGUGGAAGGAAACGCAAGCUUGAAUUCUCUGGACUGAUGGGAUUUUGCUGUGCUCUGGUAUGCGGUAAACAGCUCCAGCAAAGACUGACCUCCGUUUACUCAAUAUUCUGAAAUGUUCCAGACUGUACUAUGUAUGCAGGGUAUCCUAAAAUAUCAUUCCUGCAGGUAAUGCAGGGACAAGAUAAUUGUACGUUAAGAGAAAUUCAUUAAAAAGUGUCUACGACUGGU
Molecule: messenger RNA, 2320 nt
Organism: Podarcis muralis (Common wall lizard)
Lineage: Eukaryota; Metazoa; Chordata; Lepidosauria; Squamata; Lacertidae
Gene: SERPINE2
Product: serpin family E member 2
Biological process (GO): negative regulation of endopeptidase activity; negative regulation of plasminogen activation
Molecular function (GO): serine-type endopeptidase inhibitor activity
Source: RefSeq, a predicted model, not a curated record